AAGAAAACAUGCUUCUCAUUUAAAGUGUAUUUGCUAGAGCUAUUCCAGUGUUGGAAUCAGUUCAUUUGUAUAGCUUAGAGGCAUUAAUAAGAACAGAGAACUGUAAAGUCACCAGAAAAAUCCAAACUGUUAGUAGGAAUCCAAGGUAUUUUUUAAAAGCAUUUCGUCUAUUCGGCAUCACAGUCUUCUGGUAGGAACCUGAACCAAUUGACAUAGAGGAAACCUCUGGCAGUCCGUCCAAAAAGAUUGCAAGCAAGAAGAUGACAUGUUUUCUGCAAACCUGGAAAGUCUAAAGAUUACAAUAAUUGUUGGACCAAAGGGACCCUCUUCAGGCAUAAAUAGCAAGACUCCUACUGUCUUCUCUUGCAGACCAACUCAGCUGCCAGCAAAAGCAGGUGCUCUCCUCUUACCAGUGCUCCAGAGGAAAUAUUUAGGAAUGGAAAACCUGAUGUUUGUCUACUGCUCCUGCAAAGUUAUCUGGACGCUGCUUGUAACAAUUCUAGGCUAUGCCAGCAGCUUGCCUCUGGGUGAUGACUCUAUUUGCACAGCAGAGGAACUUGCAAAGUACAGUAUAAUCUUCACAGGGAAAUGGAGUCAGACUGCCUUCCCCAAACAGUACCCGCUUUAUAGGCCCCCAGCACAGUGGUCAUCAAUGCUAGGUGUUACUCAUAGUUCUGACUAUAGCAUGUGGAAAAAAAAUGAAUACGCCAGCAACGGUGUACGUGAUUUUGCUGAAAAGGGUGAGGCAUGGGUAUUAAUGAAAGAAAUAGAAGAAGCUGGAGAGAAAAUUCAGAGUGUGCAUGGAAUCUUCUCUGCUCCUGCCAUUUCCAGUGGCACAGGACAAACCUCCACUGAAUUACAAGUGCAUUCAAGACAUCCAUUAGUUUCAUUUGUUGUACGAAUUGUGCCAAGUCCCGACUGGUUUGUGGGUAUUGACAGCCUAAACCUCUGUGAAGGGGACCACUGGAUGGAAGAGAUAUCAGUAGAUCUAUAUCCGUAUGAUGCUGGAACCGACAGUGGCUUCACAUUUUCCUCCCCAAACUUUGCCACUAUUCCACAGGACACAGUUACAGAGAUCACUUGUUCCUCUCCAAGUCACCCAGCAAACUCAUUUUAUUAUCCCAAACUCAAAAUUUUGCCACCUAUUGCUCAAGUAACAAUGGUGAAAUUAAAGAAAAACCAGUUGGGUUUUCCCAUACCUCAUCUUAACCAGCCAGCUAAAAGCAAUGAAAUACUUGACACGUUCUCAGAAACACCACUGGACUGUGAAGUUUCACAGUGGUCUUCCUGGGGUCUCUGCAGAGGUCCUUGCAGAAAAACAGGGACCAAGAUCAGAACUCGUUUUGUAGUUCUUCACCCUGCUAAUGAUGGAAUGCCUUGUCCAAGUCUGGAAGAAGAAGCAGGAUGUGAACCAGAUAAUUGUGUCUGAAAUAAAGAAAAGAUAAUAAUUUAGAUAAUUUAAAAGUAAGAUAAGUGUAACUAAACCUAAAACACAUGUCAUUCAGUCUUCCUUAUAAUUCAGGUAUGCCACACUAUUUUGCUGACAAGAUAUAUUAGACUGGUUUUGAACAUUGCUGUUUAGUAUCAAGACUUUGGGGUGUUACAUUCUUAAGGUUUAGUAUGACAACAGUACUUCAUCAUUUACAGAUCAGAAAACCCAAAUAAAUCUCUGUUAUACACUCUAAGUUCUUGGAGUACCCUCUAGUGGCAGAAAAGAAGACAUUUGGAAAGAUUUUGCUUCGGAUGUGAAAACCAUGCAAUCAAAAAAUCUUAACUAAUAACAUCCUUAAAUACUGUAAUUUGUUGAUUUACAACUAUUUAUACCUAGCAAUUAAUUUUUUUCUCUAAAUUAUGUAUAUUGUAAUUUAUUGGCUAUUUUGUUGUCUUUCUAAACAUGUUUUACUUGCCUUUCUUCAGAAACUACUUCUAUAAAUCAGAGUGACCAGAUUUUUGCAGUGUGGCUAAGACAAUAACAUGAUUGAGUAAACUCAUCUUGAGACUUAUGAAUACAUGAAAAUGUCUUUUUUUUUUUCCCCCCUCAAAAGUGAGAAGAAUAUCUACCACGAGGACACUCAGCCAACAAAAUUACUAGAAAGAAACAGAAGUUUGGAUAGCAGUAGAAAAACUCUGAACUUAACUUUAAAAGCUUAACUGAGAUUUCAGACCUGAUCGAUGCUUAGUGUGUGCCCCUAAUGAGGCAACUGUCUGAAAAAUAGUUGUUAAGACAUUAACACUGUUGGCUGUAAUAGAAAUUAUAUAAUUCUCUCUGUGUAUGCAGUAAAUGUGUCCAUGUUUCUUUAAA
This is a messenger RNA of Lagopus leucura (white-tailed ptarmigan), 2302 nucleotides long. RefSeq names its product spondin 2 (gene SPON2). Gene Ontology annotation, cellular component: extracellular matrix. Gene Ontology annotation, biological process: cell adhesion. The transcript is spliced from 6 exons. The record is from RefSeq and is a predicted model, not a curated record. The coding region runs from base 266 to 1429 and encodes 387 amino acids. Lineage: Eukaryota; Metazoa; Chordata; Aves; Galliformes; Phasianidae.